AUGCCAGACAGCAAGAUCCCUCAGCCAGGGCCAGCUAAGCUGAAGCGCAAUGCCGGCCCUGAUGAGUGGCUGGAGGCCGCCAAGGACUGCAAGUACCUGUCAGAACCGCACAUGAAGCAACUCUGUGAAAUUGUCAAGGAAUACAUGAUGGAAGAAUCCAAUAUUCAACCAGUCUCAACGCCGGUUACGGUUUGUGGUGACAUUCACGGACAAUUCUACGAUCUGCUCGAACUGUUCCGUGUCUCUGGUGGCAUGCCCGAUGGCACUGAACUAGACUCCCCGAAAACCUCCCCCUCCGUGAUCACAUCCGCCGAUAUCGAACCUCCUUCCAGCAUCACAGACCCAAAGAUCCGCAAGAAGCUCCGUGGCCCUAGCGUGAGCUCCAAGGACGAGAAAGAGACGGGCGCACGAAGUCGAUCAGCCAGUGAUACUUCUGCGGACCUUCAAUUGGACCGCAAUUUUGUGUUCCUAGGAGAUUAUGUGGACCGUGGAUACUUCAGUUUAGAGACUUUAACGCUUUUGCUCUGUUUGAAGGCGAAAUAUCCCGAUCGAGUUACUUUGGUCCGAGGCAACCACGAGUCGCGACAAAUCACCCAAGUCUACGGUUUCUACGAAGAAUGUUUCCAAAAAUAUGGCAGUGCGUCAGUGUGGAAGGCAUGCUGUCAGGUCUUUGAUUUCAUGACACUGGGCGCUAUCAUCGACGGCAAGGUGCUGUGUGUUCACGGUGGCCUGAGUCCCGAGAUUCGGACACUGGACCAGGUUCGUGUGGUAGCACGCGCACAAGAGAUUCCCCACGAAGGUGCAUUCUGUGAUCUGGUUUGGUCUGAUCCAGAUGACGUAGAGACAUGGGCUGUGAGCCCCCGAGGAGCAGGGUGGCUCUUUGGAGACCGAGUUGCGGACGAAUUCUGUCAUGUCAACGAUCUCUCGCUGAUCGCACGUGCACACCAACUCGUCAACGAAGGCUACAAAUAUCAUUUCAACAACCAAAAUGUCGUGACCGUGUGGAGUGCGCCGAAUUACUGCUACCGGUGUGGUAACUUGGCCUCGGUCUGUGAGAUUGGAGACGACCUCAAGCCCACCUUCAAACUGUUCAGCGCAGUCAGCGAUGAUCAGCGACAUGUUCCGACCUCGCGGCCAGGCCGCAGCGAGUACUUCCUCGGGUCUGCCGGUCUCUGUGCUGCUACUUGGCUUGCACGUUAUGGCGUACGCUGCAAGGUAUUGGAGCGGCGCGAUGGCCCUAUGAAAAUGGGUCAGGCGGAUGGCGUCCAAUGCCGCACCGUGGAGAUCUUUGAAAGCUUUGGAAUCGGCGAAGAGCUUCUUCGUGAGGCUUACCAUGUCCUAGAAGUCAACUUCUGGGCCGACAAUGGUGCUGGCGUCAUCAAACGGACUGGCCGAACAGCGGAUACCCAGCCAGGUCUAUCGCAUCAGCCUCAUGUUAUUCUGAACCAAGCCCGAAUCAACGGGCUUCUCAUUGAGCUGAUGCAUCAAUACAACAAUCAGCAAAUCGACUACGGGUAUAAUGUCACCGAUGUUGAAGUGAACAGCGCCCUUGUUGCAGAUCAUGAUGCCCAUCCAAUCAAAGUCACCGCAGAGAAGAAUGGAAAGACAGAGACUUUUGCUGCAAAGUAUGCCCUGGGCUGUGAUGGUGCACACAGUGUUGUCCGCAAAGCUCUUGGAUACAAGAUGAUUGGAGACAGCAGUGACGCCGUCUGGGGUGUCAUGGACAUGGUCCCACGAACAGAUUUCCCUGAUAUUCGCAAGAAAUCGACCAUCAGAUCUCAGGCUGGGAACAUUCUGAUCAUCCCCCGCGAGGGUGAGAGCAACAACCUCACACGCUUCUAUAUUGAACUUGCCGCGGGAACCAACCCGAAAGAGGUGACCCUGGAGAAUCUGCAGGCUCAGGCACAAAGUAUUUUCCACCCAUACAAGGUGGAGUUUGUCGAAACUGUUUGGUGGUCUGCCUAUGCAAUUGGUCAACGUCAUGCCGAUUUCUUCCACAAGGACAACCGAGUCUUUUUGGCCGGCGAUGCUUGCCACACCCACUCUCCGAAAGCUGGACAAGGGAUGAAUGUCAGUCUUCAGGAUGGCUAUAACAUCGGCUGGAAGCUUGGUGAAAUCCUCACCGGUCUUGCUACGCCCUCCCUCCUGGAAACUUAUGUCCUGGAACGCCAAAAGGUCGCCAUUGAUCUGAUCAACUUCGAUCGCUAUUUCUCCAAAAUAUUUUCAUCCGGAGCUGCAACCUCGCCUGCCGAAUUUCAGGAGGGCUUUGUCAAGUCUGGUAGAUAUACGGCGGGUUUGACAGCAAAGUAUGAGGUCUCGCCAAUCACAUCUGCAUUGGAAUCGGCCAAACUCGCCUCAAAUGUGGUCGUUGGCAUGCGACUGCCGAGUGCGCAGGUUGUGCGCUUCUGUGAUUCCCAGCCCAUGCAACUCAUGAAGUGUCUCAAAUCGGAUGGCCGAUGGCGCAUCAUGGCUUUUGUCGGUGAUCUAGGGGUUUCAGAGAAUCAAUCGAAAUUGAGCAAACUUGGUGAUUACCUUUGCUCGGAGGAGGGGCCAAUUCAUACGUUCACACCCAAGAGUCAAAACAUUGACAGCCUGAUCGAGACUGUCGUAAUUGGCCAUGGGAAGCGCCACGAAAUUGAACUUGAGCAGAUUCCCGAGUGCUUCUAUCCACUCUCUGGGAAGAACCAAACGAGAGAUCUACACAAGAUUUACUAUGACGAUGAAAGCUAUAACCAAGGUCACGGCCAUGCAUACGAGUUCCUUGGGAUUGAUCCUACACAAGGUGCUAUCAUCAUUGUUCGCCCUGAUCAAUAUGUGUCUGCCGUUAUGAGACCUGCUGACUAUAUAGAGAUCGGCAAGUUCUUUGCCGGAUUCCUCAAAGCCCAAACGGGCACUGAUGCUAGAUAUCCAUCCACUGGCCAAUUUGGUAGCAGACUUUGA
This is a messenger RNA of Penicillium antarcticum, 2940 nucleotides long. RefSeq lists its product as uncharacterized. The record is from RefSeq and is a predicted model, not a curated record. Bases 1 to 2940 code for a protein of 979 amino acids. Gene Ontology annotation, molecular function: FAD binding; protein serine/threonine phosphatase activity. Gene Ontology annotation, biological process: peptidyl-serine dephosphorylation; G1/S transition of mitotic cell cycle. Gene Ontology annotation, cellular component: cytoplasm. Lineage: Eukaryota; Fungi; Ascomycota; Eurotiomycetes; Eurotiales; Aspergillaceae. The transcript is spliced from 10 exons.